Molecule: messenger RNA, 704 nt
Organism: Hyaloscypha bicolor E
Lineage: Eukaryota; Fungi; Ascomycota; Leotiomycetes; Helotiales; Hyaloscyphaceae
Product: UPF0057-domain-containing protein
Exons: 4
Coding region: 100-273 (57 amino acids)
Cellular component (GO): membrane
Source: RefSeq, a predicted model, not a curated record
CAGAUAUUCAUAUCAAUUUUAUCCCAAUCCCGAAGACAAUCUUUAAGAUUCUUGUACUUGUCCAAAAAUUAGUUUUCGUCCAUCUAUAACUCAUCCACAAUGCCUUUCACUGCAAGCGACAUUUGCAAGAUCAUUCUUGCCGUCAUCCUUCCCCCUCUUGGCGUCUUCCUUGAGCGUGGCUGCGGUGCCGACUUAUUGAUCAACAUCCUCUUGACAAUUCUUGGUUAUAUUCCCGGAAUUAUUCACGCUUUAUAUAUCAUCUUAAAGUAUUAAGUCGACCACGACGACAUUUACUCUCGAAUCCGAAAUCUCAUCCUCUGGCGAUGCCCGACUCACAUAAUCUUCGCCAAUUUUCUACGCUUCCAUUGACAUAACGGCGUUUAGCGUAGCGUCAUCUUCCACAGAAUUUCUUGGCACGGCAUGUUCGGCUUUUUGGGUAUCUCCUCAGCACUCGACUAAUAUCCUGGUUGGCUGCAUGUUGGCAGGGGGCUUGAAUGUUGGACACAUGGGAUUUUCUGCGGUCAUGAUUCAUAACGGGAGGAUUGGGUUUUCUUGCAUGUCUUUCUCAUCGGACUUCUCGUUUCUGGCCGGCAGGUCUACGGACUGCGGUCUAUUUUGGGGUUAGACGGUCGUGUACAUGAUAAUUAAUUAAGUCAAGAGAUUCUCGACACCCCAGACAAUCAAUUCCAAAUUGAGUUUCGUGA